AUGGCCGCAAAGGCUUCAAGAUGGCACAUUCGAGGUGGAGUAGGCCAGGACAAGCCAAUGAACUUCGAUGCCCUGAGUGAAUUCAACCCAUACCAAAACGCCCAUCUGAAAAAGACAGGAUUUGCUCUGAGGGAGAAAGAUGGCAUUUCUUCCCCUUCCCAGUCACUUGUCUCCGUGAUGCCACAUGUCUGUCGUAUGGACCAUUGGUUCUUCCAGUUCGUUUUGCACGAAUGUGCCACAGCCACCUGUCUUCCUGUUCGGCUGGUCACUCAGGUUUCUCGGAUGAUCCAGCAGGAUUUCUGGAGUCUGACUUUUUGUUUGGUGAAACAUUAUGCAAACACCAUGCAGGUUAUCACAGAAAAUACUCCGGGCAUUUUCCUCCGUCAAUAUCGAAGUAUGUUCAGGUACGCCUGUGGGUUCUAUAUGUGCUGGGCGAUACGCCCAUAA
Microsporum canis CBS 113480 is the source of this 447-nucleotide messenger RNA. RefSeq lists its product as uncharacterized. Lineage: Eukaryota; Fungi; Ascomycota; Eurotiomycetes; Onygenales; Arthrodermataceae. The record is from RefSeq and is a predicted model, not a curated record. The transcript is spliced from 3 exons. Bases 1 to 447 code for a protein of 148 amino acids.